Messenger RNA from Mesorhabditis belari, 2700 nucleotides. NCBI's taxonomy places the organism in Eukaryota, Metazoa, Nematoda, Chromadorea, Rhabditida, Rhabditidae. The record is from the annotation of a GenBank genome assembly.
AUGGGUCCAGAAGGAUCCAUCUCAACAACGACAUCAAUACACGGCACAUCAACAAUUCACGUUUCAUUUUCUGAAAAAGAUGUGCUCAAAGUGAUUCUCGAGUUCCUUGAAUUACGUGGAUUUCACAUAGCACAGCUAGCCCUCGAACGAGAGACUGGAGUGAUCAAUGGGCAAUAUUCGGCAGAUCUUUUAUUUUUGAGGCAGUUGAUCAUUGACGGACAAUGGGAUAACGCGUUGGAUUUCGUUGAGCCAUUGAAGAGUUGUGACGAUUUUGACUUUCAGGCUUUUAGAUACAAUAUCACAAAGUACAAAUUCUUCGAGCUCCUUUGUAUAAAACUUGAGCCCGGCCCGAUGCACGACAACGACUUUGCCGUUGAGGAAUUGGUUGAAUGUCUUUCCGAUCUUGAACACGUUUGUCCAAGUCCUGAAGAUUACCGACAUCUUUGUGCAAUGUUAACACUUCCACGUUUAUCCGAUCAUCACGAUUUUCGACAUUGGAAUCCGAGUGCAGCAAGGAUUGAAUGUUUUCAUAAAGUAGAGAAAUUGGUUGCCCGUUUAUUGCCACCAACCCUCAAAGAAACUCCACCACAAAUAGCAUCAAUGCACGAUCGAUUGAUAUCUCUUGUUGCUAAGGGUAUUUUUUAUGAGGGCUGUGUCGAUUAUUGCCAAGGACAAGCUGUUGGUGAAAUCAAAGAUCUUGAAACGGGUCCUCGUUUUGGUUCACUUCUUUCAAAUCGUGCACGCUUAUCUGGUGUUGAUUUAUCAUUAGUUUCAUGGUUAGAAAUGGUUUCAAGAGAGCAAUUCGCUAUGCCAUUUCAGCAAAAAGCUCUCGAUAUUCGACUCGAUGCAAUCAAGAAACCGAAAUUGGAAGCCCAAUGGGCUGAACAAAUUCUGGCCACUCCGAUAAAACCUGGAGGUGCUUUUCCCCACGCAGCCGUUCCCAAAUCAAAGCUGAAAUUUGCGGAGAAAAUGAGCCAAAGUAUCGCAGGAAUGCCGAUGGGAACAAGUUUUGCGACAAGCACCUAUCCAACGACGAAACAUCCGAUGUCCCAAUCGACCGCACCCGGCUUCACACUGAAUUCGAAAGGGGAAACGAACGGGGAUGCAAUGGUCCAAUCACAAAUUAUUGACGCGAUGUUGGAGACAAGUGAAUUGGCCAAGACUAGUCGACCUGGAUCGGGAAUAUCGGGCACAAGUCGGGGGAACACACCAUCAAUGAUGAUGACAGGUUCCGUGGCUCCUCAAGUAUUUGUCCCUGCAAUGGCUCAAUCAAUGUCCUCAUCUUCAUUUGACUUUACUCAUACAAGAAGACAACUCGAUGAAAUGACUCGAAGAUCGAUCCCCCCUUCAACGUCCGCUCGUCAAUCAUCACUGCCACCUGUUCCCGAACUUUCACCCCAUUCUGAUGAUUCAUCGGCAAUGACACAAAGUCGCCUCUACCAGGAAUUUGCCAACAAACAAAGACCUUUGCCGGAGCCUCAAGUGAAUCUCCGACCACCGGGUGCACACCCACUUCAGAAUUCAGUGAUUUCACCCCAACACGCUCCCAUGCAACCACCGAUUGGUUAUCCAAAUCCACAAAUGUUACCCGGUUAUUCGAUUAAUCCGCCGAUUCCCUAUAACGACUAUAUCUCAAUGUCCAGACCCGGAUUUACACAACAGAAUGGACAGAUGAUCAAUCCAAUGUUACCCAAUCAAGGUCCUAUUUCUAUAAAUCCAUCAACCUCAACGAGACCUCAAUCAAUGCUCGUUAAUCCACCCUACCCACCAUUGCAAAACACACAAAUGCGUCCUCAUUCAAUCGCUUCAAGCAGUGGAAUGAGCAUUCAAUUUGUGCCUGUUUGUAGAUAUGAGGAUGCUCAAGCAAUUCGUGCUUCAUCUUUUCAUCCAUCUGGUCGAGUGUUUGCUGUGGGAACAAAUUCAAAGCAAAUGCUCAUUUGUGCGUAUCCUGACGUGAAAAGACAAAGACUGAGUACCUCAAGGCUCAGGGGCACUGAGAUCAUCCCUAAACCAGAUGUCCUUUUAUCAAGACCAAAACAACAUCGAGGAUCGAUUUAUUGUUUGGGGUUCAGCCCGAGUGGAGAGCUCAUUGCCACUGGCUCAAAUGACAAAUCAAUACGUUUAAUGGCGUUCAAUGUGGAGAAUAACAAGAUUGGGGCCGAAAUGGAAAUGAAUUGUCAUGAUGGUACAGUAAGAGAUUUGAUCUUUCUUGAGGAUUCCACCAAUCGAACGGCCCUUCUCAUUUCUGGUGGUGCUGGUGAUUGCCAUUUACGGGUUAACGAUUGUCACACGGGUCAAGUUGUACAGAGCUAUUCUGGGCAUACAGCACCAAUUCUUGGGCUCUAUUCCUGGGGUGACGGACCACAAUUUGUCUCCUGUUCACAGGACAAAACGAUUCGUUUUCUGGGACCGCUAAAAUCGCAAAUUCCCCAAUGCAUCGGUUGCAUUGUACGAUAUAAAUGGCCGGCGUGUUCUUCAAACAUUUCUAAUGCUGCAUAUUAUCUUCUUUCAGCGAGUUAUGAUAAAAGGGUUGUGAUCACGGAUAUGCGCGGUGAUUUAAUGUCUCCAUUGAUGUAUCUUCCCGUCGCUGAACAUUCCGAUAAAGUCAUUCAAUGCAGGUGGCACCCUCACGAGUUCUCAUUUCUUUCAACUUCCGCUGAUCGAAGUGUCGUUCUUUGGGCUCUACCACCACCAAAUUCU